Rhizoctonia solani is the source of this 774-nucleotide messenger RNA. Its product is annotated as RNA recognition motif protein. The record is from RefSeq and is a predicted model, not a curated record. NCBI's taxonomy places the organism in Eukaryota, Fungi, Basidiomycota, Agaricomycetes, Cantharellales, Ceratobasidiaceae. Bases 1 to 774 code for a protein of 257 amino acids. The transcript has 10 exons. Gene Ontology annotation, cellular component: nucleus; ribonucleoprotein complex; cytoplasm. Gene Ontology annotation, molecular function: mRNA binding.
AUGUCUAAACGCCUAUACCUUGGUCGCCUUCCCAACGUUCAAAAAUUCUUUGACGGAUAUGGUAAAAUUGUUGACUGUCGUGUCAUGUCUGGCUUCGGCUUUGUGGAGUUUGAGAACAGCAGAGAUGCGGAAGACAUUGUCACCAACUUCAAUGGCAAAACCUUUUUGGGCCAAAACAUCAUUGUCGAAUUUGCCAAGGAAAACCGCCGGCGCGACAACUAUGACGACCGCGGACCUCCAGUUCGCUCUCGCAGGCCAGCAGGAUUCCGAGUUAUUGUACAAGGAUUGUCGAGGGAUACCAGUUGGCAGGAUCUCAAGGACUUUGCCCGCGAGGCCGGCUCCGUUUCAUUUGCCGAUGUGGACCGCGAUUCUCCCAAUACAGGUAUCAUCGAGUAUGUUUCACAAAGUGACGCUGAGAAUGCGGUUCGCACCCUAGAUGGUCGUGACCUCCGGGGUGCUCCAGUUCGAGUCACAGCUGAUGAGCGUGGUGGAAGCGGGCGUGAGCGUGAUAGGGACCGUGAUUAUCACCGUCGCGAUCGCUCUCGUUCUCCCCGCCGUGAUCGCGACUACGAUCGCCGAGACCAUCGUGACCGUGACCACAGGGACGAUAGACGUGAUUAUCGGGACGACCGCCGUGAUCACAGGGAUGAUAGGCGCGACCAUCGUGAAAGACGCGAUGACCAUCGUCGCUCUCCCCGUCGUGAUGACAGGGACCUCGACAAUGACCGCUACGGAUACGACCAUAGGAACGACCGCGAUCGUCGUGAUUACUAA